Hemibagrus wyckioides is the source of this 7127-nucleotide messenger RNA. It is a transcript of the gene rai14, whose product is annotated as retinoic acid induced 14. Bases 266 to 3292 code for a protein of 1008 amino acids. The transcript is spliced from 18 exons. Gene Ontology annotation, molecular function: actin binding. The record is from RefSeq and is a predicted model, not a curated record. Lineage: Eukaryota; Metazoa; Chordata; Actinopteri; Siluriformes; Bagridae.
UCUCUGUGCAAGAGGGAAACAAUGAGAGGCGACGGUGCUCCCAUUCCGGCCAUUUGAAUGGGCUGAGCUGUGGGUUAGGAUCAGCUGCGUGUCUACAUAUUUUCAUAGUAAUAAUUGUUAGCAUCAUAGUAAUACUAAUACAUUAAAGCAGACAGUGCCUUAUGAAGCUGUGUGUCUCAUCGGAGCGUGUUUGCAACAAAACCGUCCAAGUUCAACUUUUGUAAAGCGGACCUGUCUGGACUAGUUGGAAUCUGCAUGGACUAACAUGAAAAGCCUUAAAGCGAAGUUCAGGAAAACUGAUUCCAACGAAUGGAGCAAAAAUGAUGAGCGUCUCCUGAGCGCCGUGGAGCAUGGAGAGACGGAGAAGGUCACCUCGCUCCUGGCCAAGAAAGGAGCCAGUGCCACCAAACUGGAUGGCGAGGGCAAGUCAGCGCUGCACGUUGCAGCAACUCGGGGUCAGACUGAGUGUCUCGCCAUCAUCUUGGCCCACGGAGCUGAUGUGUGUGUAGUGGACGCUUCAGGUUUUAGUGCUUUACACCUUGCUGCCAAAAACAACCACCAGGAAUGUGCCAAAAAACUCAUACAGAGUAAAUGUGCUAUAGACGCUCUGGACAGUGGUGGGAGGACUGCUCUUCAUUACGCAGCUGCCAACGGGAACAUUGUGAUUGUUCAGCUCCUGUGUGAGCAGAAGUGUCCAGUGAAUUUGAAAGAUGUGGACGGAUUGACGCCCUUGCUGUUGUCAGCAAGACACGCCCACCCAGAGGUCUGUGGUAUCCUGCUGGACUGGGGAGCCCACAUCAACGCCUGUGAUAGAAACGGCAGGAGCGCAGUCAUGCUGGCCGGAGAGAGCGGCUGCGUGUCGGCUGUGGAUCUACUCGUGCGCAGGGGAGCCGACCUACGCCUGCUCGACUCUCUAGGACACGACGUGUUGCACUAUGCCAAGCUGUCGGGAAGCGCCGAGAUCCAAGCCAUCAUCACCGCCGCCCUGCAGCAUCACCCGUCUGAGUCAGAUAAGAAUUCACCCAGAAGCCAGCAGCAUGAGCACACGGCUAAGCUAAACGACGAGAGGAGCACAACCCCAAAAAAACGAAAAGCACCCCCUCCUCCUCCUAUUAGCCCUGUGCAGGUGCUGGAUGUGGUGUCUCCACCGUAUGUCACCCCGAAUGAAACUCCAGUGUCAAGUAAAGGGUACAAAAGGUUCAAUUACAAGGAGGAGGAGCUGAGGAGUGUGUCACUAUUGAGAGAGGAGAUUGAAAAGCUCCAGGAAGAGAAGAGCAUGCUGCUGGAGACCAUUGAAGAUCUGAAGCAGAUUAUGGAGCAGACUGAGCCCAAGACUGAGCGUGCUGGAAACUCAGCAUUGCUUGCAGCCCUUCAAGCCAAGGUGGCCUCACUCUCACUGGAGAACCAGCAGCUUGCUCAGAUCAUCAAGAAGCGUCCACCCCCUCAAGGUGAAGAAGGUCAGGAGGAUUCGCGGCCAAACAGUAUCGACUCUAACACAUCAUACCACUCCACCCGUGCUGAAUUCGAUCUCUCCAGUGAUCAGGAGCUCUCGGACGUUUCGGCUUUUAAGCACGAAGACGUGAGUGAGCCAACAAAGGCUGUGUACGAGGAAGAAAUCGCGCUGCUUAGGGAUGCACUGCAGAGCCUGCAAGUUAAACUGGAUGAGUCGAGGCUGGAGAAUCACUCCCUGCAGGCCAGACUCGAGCUCAACUCUCGCACAGGGGAAAGUGGAAAUGAAGGCCUGUCAGAAAGCACGGCCGUGCUCAAGGCCAAGCUGGUGGACCUGCAGAAAAAGUACCAGGAAGUGGUGUUAGAGCUGGAAACUUUCCGGAAGGAGAGGGUGAGAGUGACACCUGCGGGAUCUCCUAGCCAAGAUGAUCAAGUAGUGCAAAAGAUUCAGUAUUUGAAAAGCUGUCUUGAGCAGGAGGUUAAAGAUCUGAAGACAAAGCUGGCCAAGUUGCAGGAAGAGAAGAUGCAGGACGUUCAGCUGAUAAAAGAACUGAAGUCUCGGCUUGAGAGCGCGAGUCGUCGGGUUAUAGAGGAUGAGCAUGAGGAACUGAAAAACACCUACAGCAUCCUGGUGGAGAACAUCAACCAGGAGAAGGCACUGUUGAUCGAGAAGUACGAGGAGGCUCAGGACGAGAUCAAGAUGCUCCAGGAAGCCCUGCGUGGUACCGUGUCCGUUGAGGCCGCCGCUAAAGACUUUGAUGAGAUGAAGACGGAGAUGGGCGGGAUUAUCGAAGGACUCCAGAAACGGCUUUUGGAGCUCUCGAAAUCCUACAGCGAGACGAAAAACGAACUUGCAGAAGCCCAGAGCCAGCUGCAGAGCAAAGCCCUGGAGACCAAGCAGCUAUCACAGGCAGUGUGUUUGACUAAAGAGCAGCAUGAGGACAAAUUGCAAGAGCUGACACUUAAGAUGAAGGACGUGCAGAAUUCAUUGAAAGACGCAGAAGUCAAGCAUCAGUCAGCGCUGAAAGAGAUUUCACAACUCAAACAGGAUGCAGAAGUUCAGGCCAAGUCCUCAGUGAGCAUUGCAGACCACACUCAGGUUGUGGCCUCGUUAGGAAACUCCGUCAAGAACUUAGAAUCCGAGGUGGACGUCCUUAAACAGCAGCUUACGAAGAAGACCAUGCAGCUGGAUGCCUUACAAAACAGACCUACUGUGGAAAAGGUCAUGAUUCCAGAUGAUUGCGUUUCCAAAGUGGAACAUGAGCAGAUGAGAGAGUCUCUGGAGCGCAAGAUCAAUCAGCUCACCCAGCAUCUUCAGGACGCUUUGAGGAAACAGGAUGAGAUGGCACUAGAGGUGACCGCAGCCUGGCAGGAGGCGAAGGAUGACAAGAACGAGAAGGAGGCAGCGCAGAAGCUCGCUCUAGUGAGAGAUCAGGAGAAUAAUGUGCUGAGUGGGAAGUGCAGAGAGGCCCAGGAAGCCAUCAUGCAGCUUAAAAAGCAGGUGGAAAAUCAUGUGAACUCUGAAAGAGAGAAGAAUAGAAAGAUCGAUGAUCUGUCAAAAGAGGUAGGGAAGUUGAAGGAGGCCUUGAACAGCUUGUCCCAGCUCUCAUACACAACAAGCAGUCCGAAAAGCAGACAGCAGAACCAGCAGGUUGAUUCUCUUCAGCAGCAGAUCAAACAGCUGCAGUACCAACUGGCUGAGUCUAAAAAGAGGCACCAUGAAAUAGUUUCUGUGUACAGAAUGCAUCUCCUCUACGCUGUUCAGGGUCAGAUGGAUGAAGAUGUACAAAAGGCCCUGAAACAAAUUCUGGUGAUGUGUAAAAUACCAUCAGAGGAAAAAUGACAUCGCUGAUAUGUUCCUCCGGAGUCUGACUUAAAUAACAGUGGUAUAAGGAAACUUGCACAUGUAUUGAGAAUAUGUCCAGAUUUUAUGGACUCUUCAGUCCUUCCUGCAUCUCUCCGAAAAAAGAAAAAUGUUGUGAAAUUAUAACUGUGGGUUUUUGGUUUUUUUUUAUUAGCAAGCAUUUGCUUAUGACCGCAUCAGACAAUCAAAUAAAUAAAGAAUAAAGCCGUGACAUUGCGCUCAUGAGUACAUACUCUACAUGUUAUCUUGUAAUGGAACAAAAAAAGAAAAUAUUUUUGUGAGCAUUAAUACAUUUUGAAUCAGAAAUUUUCAGCACACUGCAAGAUUUGUUACUUCAGUUUGCAUAUUUGUGCUCUACGGCAGAAAACCGAAUCAGGAAAGGGGUGGAGCUUAAGUUAUAUUAAUCAGCCAAUGAUAUCACUGUUUUUCCUUUUCACUCAUCUAGCUCAAGUAUUUUCUUUACACAACAUAAUAGUAUAGCAGCAUUAGCUAAGCUAGCCAGUUCAGCUACCAAAGUGUAGCACAACACUGUUAGCCAGCUAUCUGGUUAUCUAACAUUAAACUAGCAGGCUAACUAAAAAAAUUGUUGAAUUUUUAUUUGGUAAAGUUAGCUAAAGUAUUGAGGUGUGAUUGGCUGAUUAGAUAUUAUGUAAGCUUCACCCCCAAUUGUUUGUCGCUUGGCAAAAUCAGCAUGAGCGAAUGCUAGAAACUCGGCACAGUAGCAGAUUCGAAAUGAUGCAGAUUUUCCCAUAAUGAAGUCAUGAAUUAUUAUUUAUUAUCUAGCAAAGAGUGUAAAUGGCCUGAUACACUUCUAAAGAGUCUGACAGACAGACAGCAGCUUCUCAUGAACCAAAACUAUGAUGUCUGUGUGAUGUCUGUGUACAGAGCUAGUGUCAGAGCUAGCAUUUCAGCAGCGCUAUCUGGUGCAGAGUAAAGAAAAUAAGUGAAAGAAGAAAGGAAAAAGUGACUUGAUGUCGAGACAGCAAAGUAAAGCUGUGUUUCUAUGUAUUGUUUAAAAAAAAAAAAUGAAAACCCUAACCCUGCUAGCUACUGAAACAGAGGAUGGAUGCUAACAUUAACAUGCUAGUCACCAUGCCGUGCUGCCUGAUUACUUAAAAUUAGGAAUCCUGUUAUUGUGAGUUAGUAGAGCUCAUCAGACAUCAGCAGAACCUGCCUAGCUAUUCAUAAAUAUUUAUGAUACCUAUGUACUAACAGUAGCUACAUAACUUAUGAGCUAAUCUGACAGAUAUUUAGGAAGAUUUUUAAGUCAUGUACAUUUUCAUAAUCACAGCUAGCUAAUUCGACAGGAUUUCUGACAGGAUAAAUAAGUUAACCUUUCAUGAUCUUCACUUUUAAAAAUAGUCCUUUAACAGCUGAUAACUGUUAACUGUUCAUAAUCUUCAAUGCUAGUGCUAGCCAGCUAGCUAUGUCAACAGCAUCACAUUCACAGCUUAGAAUGUUGUGCUAGCCAGCUAACUAAUUCUACAAGCCAAACUUACAGGAGUUCUGGCAGGAUAUUUAAGUUCUGUUCAUAAACUAACAUCAGCUAACCUGACAGGAAUUUAUAGUGAUACCUUUAUAAAUGUCUGAUCUUCACUGCUCAUGUAGCUAAUAUUGGAUAACAGUAUUAAUAAAAAAAAAUACACACAAACAUUAAAAGCAGGCAAAUCUCCAGUACACUACAAUAUCUAACUACACUACACACUGGCCAUAAUACAUAUGGAUGAUCCUUAGUAGUUAUUAAGCAAUGGAAUUGGACUUUUCGUUGAUUAAUAUAGCUAACUUAAUGGUAGCUAAACCUAUAAAUCCAAUUUACUUUGAGGCAGCGUGCUGAUGUAUUGGCAAGAGCUCCUUCUCUUACUUUAUCUUGGUUGUGAAGAAACUGAAGUUGAAUGAAUUGACUGUUUGGAGUUUUUGGGAUCCACUUUCUAUUCCUAGUGGCUUAAAUUGAAGAAUUUGAGAAGAGACACGCUAGCUAUAUGACCUGCUAGCUAAACAUGGUAGUUAGAUAAGUUUAGAGUGCGGUCUUUGCUAACUAGUAAGCUUCGCAGUGUGUUACCAAGUUAGUGAUCAUCGCAGAUGUUCAGUAGCCUUUUCUGCAGUUUAGCUAAUUAACUAGCAAGCUGAUUAGCAAGUGCUGUUGGUUUACUAGCUGCAGACUGUGAUAAAGAUAGGGAUAUGGAAACGGUGUGUACAGGAAGAUAGAUUAAUAAUAGUGCUAGCAGAUGGAUGCGUUUGACAGAAUGUUGCUUAGGGCUGUGGGAGGCUUUAGCACCAGUGUAGCUUUGACAGAAAUGCCCAUGGAACCAUGCACUUCCCAGACACAGCAGUUUCCCGAUUUCAAUGCCAGCUGGAGUCCCUGCUAACCAGGACAUAAAAACGCCGUGUCCAUGUGCCUGUGCUAAUUUGUAAGGCCUGUUAGGAAGUGUUGUUUGUCCUGUCACACUUAUUUAAACCAGACUAAGCCGUGGGUGCGUGUCCCUGCAGUAUUUUGAAGUACACACUAGCUGCAUGUCAGUUACCUGGUGUAGACGAUUUUUCAGUAUUAGGUUUUAAUAUUGUAACCUUGUUUUUUUUUUGUUUUUUUCCCAUUCGUAUGGACAUGUAAAUAUUUACAGUGUAAACAUUCAUCACAGGGUCAGUAAUGACACUCAGACAAGUGCUUUUCAAAUAUACAGCACACGGCAGUGCUCGCUCUCUUUUUUUCAUAGCUCCUCACAGUGGUCAGAAGGUUGUGAGUUCAAAUCCAGGAACCCAAUAUUAAUUCUUUGCAAAGUCCAUGGACAUAAAAUCUAACAAAUAUGAACAUUACAGAGAUUAACACAAGCUACUUUCAGCUGACAGAAGAUUAUUAUAUCAAACCUUUUAGCCACAUUGCAUAGCAAGGGCUAGUAGCUAGAUUAGCAGUGAUUUAAACUGGGUACAAACGUCCUCCGACUAAAUAUUAGCAGCAGAUAAUAUUAUUAAAGGCAAAAUGACGAAGCAUUUUUUUUUUUUUUUUUGUUAGCAAACAGAUUUUCAGUUUAUAGUCUUUAAAGAGAGACUUGGGACAUAAAUGUAUGGCUUUUUUAAACAGUUAGUAAUAAUUAUUACUGAGGAUUAUAUAAAGAUAAUUUAGUAAAUGCUGUCACAGAUGUGGUGCUACUAUAUAAACCUUAAAUAUAUGCAGUAAAUAGGAUAGUGUUAUUAUUUCAUAUAGAAGUCUUUAUUCUGAAACUAGUUUUAAGAAUGUUGAGUGUGGUUAUGUGCAAUAAAGCCGACUGUGUUAUAACAGUGUAAGGGGUUAGAAUGCUGUUAAUGCGUUGUAGCUUAUCCUAAAAGAUUUAUAAGAGCGAAAGAGGACAAUCCAAGCUCAGAGCUAACAAUAUCAACAGCAGCAGUCCUGGGAUUUUAACUCACAACCUUCUUAUUACUAGCACAACAUUUUAACUGCUUAACCACAACUGUCUGGCUUCACAGAAAAGGUGGUUGUCUAGCCUGCAGUCCUCCUGUUCUACCUACUUUACUGCUUUUUUUUUUCCCCCCUGCCACACACACACACACUCCAGUCUGACUCCAGGGCCUGUUCAUUAACUGAUGAGUCGGAUCAGGUGUGUGAAAACAGAGAAAAUGCCAAAUUAUCAAAGGCCAGAGGUCUGCAGGACUUUACAUUCUGUUCCAUCUCAGUUAUCCUCCAUGACUGGCAUGGUGCAUAAUGCAAAACUGAUUUAAUAAUAUUUUGUGUGUGUUUGUUUUUUUUUGGGGUUUUUUUUCCAGCUUUUGUAAUAGAGAUGUUUUUGAACUUGUCCUGGCAUGUGUUUUUACUAGUUAAUAA